CGUCCCACCCGCACGGUCGGUCACCGUCAUCCCAUUCCCAUACCCCACGCGCACUCCCCGCCACCCCCACUUCCUCCCCUGUCCUCCUCUUCUACCUCUCUCUCCCCACGGACUACAUCCAGCCGGCCAGCCUCUCUCUCUCUCUCUCUCUCCUUCGGUUGAGCGGCGACAGAUCCCUGCCGGCCUGAGUGCGCGGAUGGCGUCGACGACGGCGUACGCGCGGCCGUCCAAGCUGCCGGGCGCGGGCCCGGGGGAGCGGAGGCCGGCGCCGCCGCGGCUCAUCCGGGCCUUCCUCGCCUCCGGCGCCAAGAUCGAGCCCCGGAAGCUCGCCGCCGGCCUGCUCGCCGGCUGCUGCCUCGCGCUCCUCACCUACGUCUCCCUCGCCAAGCUCUACGCCGUCUACUCCCCGGUCUUCGCCACCACCUCGGCCCUGCUCCAGAACGCCCCGCCGUCGUCCUCCUCGUCGGCGCCCGAAGAACCCGCAUUUACUGGCGGCAGGAACGGCAGCGCCGUGGAUCGCGUCGAUCUGACGGAGAAGGGCCCGGCGACUGCCGGCUCUCGAGAGCCCGGGGUGCCGGAGGCGGUCUCCAGAAAGGAGCACGCCGAGAAGGCGCCGGCGCCGGCCAACACCUCGGCACCAAUGCCAUCUCAGGGAGAAAGGAAGAGCAACAGCAGCAGCAAUGUCGCCGCCGGUCCGAUGAGCUGCGACGAAAAUGGCGUGGACGAGGGGUUCCCCUACGCGCGGCCGGCGGUCUGCAAGCUGUCUGGCGACAUCCGCGUCAGCCCCAGCCAGAAGACAAUGUACCUCGUCAACCCGUCCGGCGGCGGCGGCUUCGACGAGAAGGGCGAGAAGCGGCUCCGGCCCUACGCCCGGAACGACAACUUCCUCCUGCCCGCCGUGGUGGAGGUGACUGUCAAGUCUGUCGCCUCCCCUGAGGCCGCGCCACAGUGCACGAAGCAGCAUCGCGUCCCCGCGGUGGUGUUCUCCGUCGCCGGGUACACGGACAACUUCUUCCACGACAACACGGACGUGCUGAUCCCCUUGUUCCUCACCACGGCGCACCUGAAAGGCGAGGUGCAGCUGCUGAUCACCAACUACAAGCCAUGGUGGGUGCAAAAGUACACGCCGGUGCUGCGCAGGCUCUCCAACUACGACGUGAUCAACUUCGACGACGACGCCGACGUGCACUGCUUCUCCCGCGGGUACCUCGGCAUGUACCGCGACCGCGACCUCAUCAUCGCCCCUCACCCGACGCGCAACCCGCGCAACUACACCAUGCUGGACUACACCCGCUUCCUCCGAGCCGCGUACGGGCUCCGCCGCGACCAGCCGGCGGUGCUCGGGGCGGAGCCCGGGAUGCAGCCGCGGAUGCUGAUCAUCUCGCGCGGCGGCACGCGCAAGCUGCUGAACCAGGACGAGGUGGCCGCCGCGGCAUCGGAGAUCGGGUUCAACGUGACCGUGGCGGAGGCUGGCGACGACGUGCCGGCGUUCGCGGCCCUGGUGAACUCCGCCGACGUGCUUCUGGCCGUGCACGGCGCCGGGCUGACCAACCAGAUCUUCCUGCCGACGAACGGGGUGGUGCUGCAGAUCGUGCCGUGGGGGAACAUGGACUGGAUGGCGACCAACUUCUACGGGCAGCCGGCGCGGGACAUGCAGCUCCGGUACGUGGAGUACUACAUCGACGAGGAGGAGACGAGCCUCAAGGACAAGUACCCAAGGGAUCACAUGGUGUUCAAGGACCCCAAGGCCCUCCACAAGCAGGGGUGGCAGGCGCUCGCCGACACCAUCAUGAAGCAGGACGUCAAGGUGAACAUCACCAGGUUCCAGCCCUUCUUGCUCCAGGCCAUGGACGAACUUCAGGAGUAGCAGCAUCGUCUCCCCAGCCAGCCAGGACUAGUUGCUACUACUACUGCUGCUGGAAAGGGUGAUGAUUUGAAUCUGAUCAAAAGUGGAGGCUUCAAAAUAGACGGUUGUUUCUGUCAUGUUGAGGAUUCAAGGAACCUGCCCUAGUGGGAUCGUCUUGUUGUACAAUUGUCCUUGCUUCUGUAAAAUGGAAGGAUCAUCUAUGCUUUCUCCAACACCCGGGAAAAAGCCGCUACUUUGUUGCUAGUGUCCUUGUCUCUAUGAAAGAGUAGGAGCAUCAUGUUUGGGAUGUGCGUAGUCAAUUUUGAGAAUCAAUGUUGUGUCCAAGGUGGUGAAUUUUGGCUGAAAUUUGCAGUGGAAGGAAAGAACCAGUGGAAUUGGUGAAAUCUGCACACUGGAACCAAUUGCGAAUGUGGCGAGAAUGAUGAUGGUUGCUGGUGGCCUGGAUUGCUGUGCCUUUUGUUUAUCCUCUAUGGUUAUUUUCAUGUGAGGCUUAACCUUAUCUGUUGUUGUUCAACUCUGUGGCUGUUUAAUAUGAACAAGGUCUUCUUCUCAAAGGGCUUAAUGGCUUGUUAUAUA
Triticum dicoccoides is the source of this 2443-nucleotide messenger RNA. RefSeq names its product beta-1,2-xylosyltransferease XAX1-like. The record is from RefSeq and is a predicted model, not a curated record. Gene Ontology annotation, molecular function: UDP-xylosyltransferase activity. Gene Ontology annotation, biological process: plant-type cell wall organization. The transcript has 4 exons. Gene Ontology annotation, cellular component: Golgi membrane. The coding region runs from base 197 to 1867 and encodes 556 amino acids. Lineage: Eukaryota; Viridiplantae; Streptophyta; Magnoliopsida; Poales; Poaceae.